GGACCGGGCGGGGACCAGGCGGGGGCGGAGCGGAGCUUCCCGCCGCCUCGUCGCCUUCGUCCUCCCCCUCUGAGCCGCCGCCUCAGCCCGGCAGAGCAGCGGGAGUCCGCGGCGCCCGCUCGCCGCCGCGGGAUGGGGAGCUAGCGCCACGGCGGCCGCGGUGGCCGCAGCACAGCCAGCCGCCGCCCCCGGGCCUGUCCCGCCGGGUGCUCCGGGAGCCCCGAGCCCGGCCCCGAGCCAGGCCCGCGGGCGGCGGCGGCGGCGGAGCUGGGCAGGUGUCUGCGGCUGGAAGAUGGCGCCCUCGGGCUCGGGCGGCGUGAGGCGGCGGUGCCGGCGGGUGCUCUACUGGAUCCCGGUGGUGUUCAUCAGCUUGCUGCUGGGCUGGUCCUACUACGCCUACGCCAUCCAGCUGUGCAUAGUGUCCAUGGAAAACAUUGGUGAACAAGUUGUGUGCCUCAUGGCUUAUCAUCUACUUUUUGCAAUGUUUGUCUGGUCAUACUGGAAAACCAUUUUUACAUUGCCCAUGAAUCCUUCAAAAGAACAAGAUACUGAGAUGUGGUCCUUCACUGUUGGGCCAGUGUGGUUCAUGGCCAUCCGAUACUGUGACAGAUGCCAACUUAUAAAACCAGACCGCUGUCAUCACUGCUCCGUCUGUGAUAAAUGUAUUUUGAAGAUGGAUCAUCAUUGCCCAUGGGUGAACAAUUGUGUUGGAUUUUCAAAUUACAAAUUCUUCCUCCUUUUCUUGGCUUACUCUCUGCUGUACUGCCUUUUCAUUGCUGCUACCGAUUUACAGUAUUUUAUCAGAUUUUGGACAAAUGGUCUGCCUGAUACUCAAGCCAAGUUCCAUAUUAUGUUUUUAUUCUUUGCUGCAGCUAUGUUUUCUGUCAGCUUGUCCUCUCUGUUUGGUUAUCAUUGCUGGCUAGUCAGCAAAAAUAAAUCUACUUUAGAGGCAUUCAGAAAUCCAGUAUUUAGACACGGAACAGAUAAGAACGGAUUCAGCUUGGGUUUCAGUAAAAACAUGAGACAAGUUUUUGGUGAUGAGAAGAAAUAUUGGCUGUUACCAAUAUUUUCAAGUCAAGGUGAUGGCUGUUCCUUUCCAACUUGCCUUGUUAACCAGGAUCCUGAACAACCUUCUACUCCUGCGGGACUAAAUUCAACAGUGAAAAAUCCUGAAAACCACCAGUUUCCUGCAAAGCCUCUGAGAGAGUCCCAGAGCCACCUCCUCAAGGAUUCUCAGACCUGGACAGAGAGCAGCGCAAACCCUGGGAAGGGCAAAGCCGGUAUGAGCAACCCUGCACUAACUAUGGAGAAUGAGACUUAGUUCUACAAUCAGAAUGAAACCACUCUUGUAAAGUACCAGUGCUGUGGAGGAAUGGAACAAGCUUCCAAUUGGAAGGCACCAUUUGCCAAUUGUCCCUAUAUCCCUUUGACUAGAUAUGCAAAUUUUGUCUUCAGUGAUGGGGAUCAAACACAGCAGCAUGAAGAGUUUCAAGUAAUCACCAAACUGAUGCUUAAAACAGAACACUGUUUAUUCCAAUAUAUAAACUUCUGUAACUAAUACAAAUUACUAUUAACCUUUAAAAGUCAUUAAAAGGGAACCAUUUUCUGCCAAAACCCGAGAAUAAGUUUAUGGGCCAAUGUUCAUUCGAAUAAUUGGGUUUUACAACUUAUCUCAUAAUCCCAUUAUUCAUUUGAUAUUCUGUUUUAGAAAUUUUAGGUUAAUCUUAAGAUUUAAUAAAUUUCAAGUCAUGUUAUUAUGCAAAGCUGUAUUUGAGAGCAGGUAAGAAAUCAUCCUUGAUUUUUUUUUUUUUUCUGAUGUGAAAUUAGCUUCCGAUGAGAGAGCUGCAUUGACUAUGAACUCAUUACGGAGGCCAUGUAGCCUACAGCUGGUCAUUUAUCCCCUUGUGCAAGGUUUGAAUUCCCGUUCUAGACUUUGUCUCCCAUUGGAAGAUUCAAAUACAGAUACUGAAGCUCAAGUUCACUGUUCAAAGCAAUUGGAUAAAAACUUUUGUCAGACUUACCAUGGUGUUUUGACAAAGAACUUACAUCAGAAAUGUACUUUCAUGUCUUCUCAUUUGAAAUCAGAAGGAACACAUGCUAAUUCUCUUGAAGAUUGCCUGGCAACACUCUUUUGCUGGUUUGGAUGUUAUCAAAUCUGUUUUUUUUUUUUUUAAACUACUUGCUCAGUGUUAUUGUGAAAAGACUGAGUUUCUAAGCAUUUCUGAUAAAUCAAUGGAUUAUUCCUCCAUAUGCACCUGUGUAUCAUCUCUGUCUUUUCAUCAAAACUAUAAUUGUCAAUAGAUAUUUUUCCUCAAAUGCCUAUCCAGAUUAAAUUAUGCAAAUCAUUUAAAAAUGAGGAAGUUUAGUUUACCGUGAACUAAACAGCGUGCUGUUUAGAAAUGUAGUUUAGGGUAAACUACGAUAAUGUGUUUGUUGAUGCCAAAAUGUUUGGCCUCAGUAAGUAUACUCACAGAAGUUCUUGUGCCUUGUAUGCACUAUUUACAAAAAGGAAAAAAAUCUCAUUUUUAAAAAAAAUCUGGGAAGUAAGUUUUAUAAAUUAAUCAUUAGAAUGGUAAGCUGUGCCGUUGGUCCCUUUGGUACUAAUUUUGAGAAUUUCAAGUAGAUUAGCUUUUUAAAAAAAAAAUGGCUAAAUAAUUGAUGUAAGCAAGAAUUCACUACAAACGGAAAGACCUGGAGAGAAUAGAAUAAUGAAAGAUCCUUGCAAUCACUCAUCCUUGCUAAAAGCGUUUUUGAGUUUUGUUUGUUUUUUUCGAAACAGGGUUUCUCUGGGUAGUUCUGGCUGUCCCUGAACUCACUCUGUAGACCAUGCUGGCCACGAACUUUUGAGAGUGUUUAGGGAGAGCAGACAUCAGCACAGGUCAUUGUGGGAUCCAGGUGGGUGCGGUUCUGUGGAUGAGGACAAUGGUGCUUCCUCGUAUCUCAAGCUUGAGCGUUUGAUCUGACAAUCUACUUCAGAAGACUCAGAGGAUGAAGGAUGCUCUCCCCUUUGUCUUUAAGCAUGUUUUGGUCAUUUGUCAUUACCGGAAGUGCCAGACUGGAGCUCAUAGCUCCUGCUAGAAGUCUUUUGGGCAGCAGCAUGUGGUGUAUUUGAAGAUCUAUGCAGCAGAUUUUCUGAUAGCACAGUGCUCCCUUAUCCGUUUUCCAGGACAGGAGUCUAUGAGGCAUGUCCUUUUAUCAAAGUGGUAGCUGGUGGGGCUGGGGGAGGAUUUACGUUUUACCCUGGUAGGAUGCUGUUAUUUCUGCUCUCUUUAGGUCGUUUAUUUACUUAUUUUAAAUACCUAAGUCCAUACACCUUAGAGUCAAAAUGGAAAAAAAGAUUAAGAAAUAAAUUUUUUUCAGUAUGUUGUAAUGGUUACUUCCGUUUCCAUCCAGUUAUUUAACCUUUGAAGUUUGUUGGUCAU
Mus caroli (Ryukyu mouse) is the source of this 3422-nucleotide messenger RNA. Lineage: Eukaryota; Metazoa; Chordata; Mammalia; Rodentia; Muridae. The record is from RefSeq and is a predicted model, not a curated record.